This is a messenger RNA of Penicillium mononematosum, 1380 nucleotides long. RefSeq lists its product as uncharacterized. NCBI's taxonomy places the organism in Eukaryota, Fungi, Ascomycota, Eurotiomycetes, Eurotiales, Aspergillaceae. The transcript is spliced from 6 exons. The coding region runs from base 1 to 1380 and encodes 459 amino acids. The record is from RefSeq and is a predicted model, not a curated record.
AUGUUGGUCCAAGGCCACUUGAUGUGGCUUGCCCACGUUCUUCCCGCUUGUGGUACUGAGAACUUGGUUGAGGAUGUGGCUUUUGAGACUAUCGAUCUCGAUGACAGCGUGUGGACUAUCCUGCCGCCCAAGGGCGGUGCAGCUGUCGAUGGAUACCUGUUCCAUCUGGGUGCCAAAGCUAUCCCUAUCCAAUCGCAGACCCUGUUGGUCCAGACAGUUACCGGCGCCAUUGCGGAAGAGACUUAUACUGUCUCUUUCGAUAUCCGCCAGGCAGCUAGCUUAGGUGUUGAUAGUACAAGUUGUACCGUGAACCUCCUAUUCAAUGGCGCAAAUGCCGGCACUAGCCCUCUCAUAGCCGGUUCCUGGAAGACUAUCUCCAAGCAAUGGACGGCUGUUGACUCAGAAGUCGACAUGUUCAUCCUAAUCGAUUGCCCCGAUGCGACCAUGUCAGGCACGACAGUGGACCUGACUCACAUCUCGUUCGAGAAGAGAUGCGGUUCAUCCACCUCAGCCAGCGUCUCGGUCCCUAUCAAAACCCCAUCGGGUCCACCCGUUGCCACCAGCACUUCGCUCGCUUCAUCUGUCUCCCCAUCUGGCCAUCCCAGUUCCAAGGGAUCAGGAUCUCCAUCAGACAUGCUCUCAGAUCCGCCAAGUAGCACCAUAGGCCCUAUCACUUUGGCAACCACUAUCACUGGGCCCUGGCAUCGAGUCCUCAGUCUCAACCACUGGAGCACCAGCAUCUUCCGAGUCCAUCGCGCUGACAACCCUGCCUCCGUGGACCCCUCUAUGAGCUUGCCAGCAGAAACCCCUACGCCGGAUAUGACAACUUCUACUGUGUUUACCACCCGCACUGCGACUAUCACAGCCUGUCCCUCGACUGUUACCAACUGCCCAGCCACCAAAAAGACAACUCACAUUACCACUGAGACUAUCGUCAUCUCGACCACUGUCUGCCUUGUUGAAGACGCAACGACCACCACCGAAGGAUCCAGCCCUACUGGCCCAGCUGGCGAUGAGACCAUCGUUGCCGGUACCACUUCGGUCCCCAUCAACACCGCUGUGACCACCACGGCACCUGGUGAAGCUGAAGGUGAAGGUUCGACCGGCUCUGGCUCCAGCUUUACCUCCGGCGUCUCCGCUGGUAAUCAUGCCGGCCACCUCUCCAACCUGCCCAGCAUUACACACACACUUUUCCCCGGAACAACCCUCUCUCCUACUGCCGCAGAUGCAGGCGCAGAUGCAGGUACAGGUUUGGGUUCUACUAGCGAAAGCAGCAGCUCAGCAAGUGCAUCACCCGUGUUUAACGGUGCCUCGUACUUCACUGUUUCCAGCGUCCUGCCUGUUCUUGGUGUUAUCUCCGCUGUCGCGCUUUUCCUUUAA